This is a messenger RNA of Myripristis murdjan (pinecone soldierfish), 5297 nucleotides long. It is a transcript of the gene nos1, whose product is annotated as nitric oxide synthase 1 (neuronal). The record is from RefSeq and is a predicted model, not a curated record. Lineage: Eukaryota; Metazoa; Chordata; Actinopteri; Holocentriformes; Holocentridae. The transcript is spliced from 30 exons. Gene Ontology annotation, biological process: nitric oxide biosynthetic process. The coding region runs from base 246 to 4592 and encodes 1448 amino acids. Gene Ontology annotation, molecular function: NADP binding; heme binding; nitric-oxide synthase activity.
CUAGAGUGGCAGAGCGCGUCGCUGCGACUUGGAGACGCUCGGAUGAAAGAGCUGUGCAGCCGCUGCUGAGGAGCAGACGCGGGAGCGCAGGAGUUUUAUUCCAAGUUUACGGCAGCGGGUCUUUGUGACAGGGAUCUUGUUCUCAGGGAAACAUCCCUGGGGACACACACACUCCACAUAAGCUCCACACACACACACACACACACACACACACACACAAGCACACACCUUCACACACAGGCACCAUGCAGGAGUCGGAGCCUACAGUAUGCCAGCUGCAGCCCAACAUCAUCUCAGUGCGUCUCUUUAAGAGGAAGGUGGGUGGCCUGGGAUUCCUGGUAAAGCAAAGGGUGUCCAAGCCGCCUGUCAUCGUGUCUGACCUGAUCCGUGGCGGUGCAGCCGAGGAAUGUGGCCUGGUGCAGGUGGGCGACAUCGUCCUGGCCGUCAACAACAAGCCCCUGGUGGACCUGUCCUACGAGCGGGCGCUGGAGACGCUGAAGAAUGUGUCACCAGAGAGCCAUGCUGUGCUGAUCCUCCGUGGGCCCGAGGGCUUCACCACCCACUUGGAAACCACCCUGUCUGGAGAUGGGCGCCAGCGCACGGUGCGGGUCACACGGCCCGCCAUCCCACCCUCAAAAUCCUAUGAGCACUGCAGCCCCCUCAGCCCUCUCAGCUCAGGGCAGCAGCAAGUCAACAAGGAGCCCCAGCUUAGGGCCAUUGAGAACCUGUCCUCUCCCUCUGUCACCCCCUCAAGGUUGCAGAGAGGAGGGGUGCAGGCGCUGCUUGUGGCCCAGGACCCCCUGAUGAUGAGGGAUGGGGGCCGCGGAGCGCUCUUGUGCAACGGGGUGGAGGAGAACAACGAGCUGCUGAAAGAGAUUGAACCAGUGCUGCGCCUCAUCAAAAACAGCAAACGGGAGAUCAAUGGAGAAGGCCAGAGGAACGUGGAGAAGAGGGACGUUGAGAUUCAAGUGCAGAGGGACCUUGGCCUGGGAAAUGGCACGUCCCCCCAGCUGGUGUCAGAUAAAAACAGAGCGCUUGAUGACCUGUUGAAGAAAGACGACAUGCCGGCGGUGCUGAACAGCACUAACCCCGACACCAACAAGCCUCCAGCCCAGGGCAGGACGUCCCCCAGCAAGUCCCUCCAGAACGGCAGCCCCUCCAAAUGUCCCCGCUUCAUGAAGAUCAAGAACUGGGAGAGUGGCACAGUCUACAGUGACACUCUGCACCACAGCUCCAGCAAGAUACCAACCUGCACUGAGAGUGUGUGUAUAGGCUCUGUCAUGGUGCCCAACCAGCACAUUCGCAAGCCAGACGAGGUCAGAACCAAAGAGGAGCUGCUCCCACUGGCCACUGACUUCAUAGACCAGUACUACACCUCCAUCAAAAGGUAUGGCUCGAAGGCUCAUGUGGACAGGCUGGAGGAGGUGACCAAGGAGAUCGAGGGAUCAGGAACCUACCAGCUGAAGGACACUGAACUGAUUUAUGGCGCCAAGCAUGCCUGGAGGAACGCCGCCCGCUGUGUAGGGAGGAUUCAGUGGUCCAAAUUACAGGUGUUUGAUGCCAGAGACUGCACAACAGCUCAUGGAAUGUACAACUACAUCUGCAACCACAUCAAGUAUGCCACCAACAAAGGCAACCUGAGAUCGGCUAUUACCAUAUUUCCUCAGACGACAGAUGGUAAACAUGACUUUCGGGUGUGGAACAGUCAGCUGAUUCGCUAUGCAGGCUACAAACAGCCUGACGGACAGAUCCUGGGAGACCCCGCAAAUGUUGAAUUCACUGAGAUAUGCAUACAGCAGGGAUGGAAGGCUCCAAAGGGACGUUUUGAUGUCCUACCCCUCCUGCUGCAAGCCAAUGGAAACGACCCUGAGCUGUUUGAGAUCCCCGAGGAUCUCAUUCUGGAGGUGCCGAUCACACACCCAAAGUAUGAGUGGUUCAAGGAUCUGGACCUGAAGUGGUACGGCCUGCCGGCGGUCUCCAACAUGCUGCUGGAGAUUGGAGGAUUAGAGUUCACUGGCUGCCCCUUCAGCGGCUGGUACAUGGGCACAGAGAUUGGUGUGAGGGAUUUCUGUGACAGCUCACGCUACAACAUUCUGGAGGAGGUAGCUAACAUGAUGGCCUUAGACACCAGGAAGACCUCCUCCCUGUGGAAAGACCAGGCACUGGUGGAGAUCAACAUUGCAGUUCUCUACAGUUUCCAGUCGGCCAAAGUGACCAUAGUAGAUCACCAUUCGGCCACAGAGUCCUUCAUGAAACACAUGGAGAACGAGUACCGGGUGCGAGGCGGCUGUCCUGCAGACUGGGUGUGGAUCGUGCCUCCAAUGUCGGGAAGUGUCACACCGGUUUUCCACCAAGAAAUGCUCAACUACCGCCUCACGCCCUCCUUUGAGUACCAGCCUGAUCCUUGGAAUAACCAUGUGUGGAAAGGAGUCAACGGGACACCUACCAAGAAAAGAGCCAUUGGAUUCAAGAAGCUUGCCAAGGCCGUGAAGUUCUCGGCCAAGCUGAUGGGCCAGGCCAUGGCCAAGAGGGUGAAAGCCACCAUUCUGUUUGCCACAGAGACGGGCAAAUCUCAAGACUACGCGAAGACGCUCUGUGAAAUCUUCAAGCACGCCUUUGACGCGAAGGUCAUGUCCAUGGAUGAGUAUGACGUGGUGCACCUGGAGCAUGAGACGCUGGUAUUAGUGGUAACCAGCACGUUUGGCAAUGGGGAUCCGCCUGAAAAUGGAGAGAAAUUCGGAGCCGCCUUGAUGGAGAUGCGUGACCCAACAUCCAACACAGAAGACAGAAAGAGCUAUAAGGUGCGUUUCAAUAGCGUGUCUUCCCACUCUGACACCCGCAAGUCCUCCAGUGAUGAGCCAGAAGCCAAGGUCAACUUCGAGAGCACUGGACCUCUCGCCAAUGUCAGGGAUAUUAUGGUCAAACGGAAAAUCAAGUUCUCAGUGUUUGGCCUUGGCUCCCGGGCCUACCCACACUUCUGCGCCUUUGCCCACGCCGUGGACACGCUGUUUGAAGAGCUGGGGGGGGAGCGCAUCCUACGCAUGGGAGAGGGAGAUGAGCUGUGUGGCCAAGAGGAGGCCUUCAGAACUUGGGCCAAGAAGGUUUUUAAGGCCGCGUGCGAUGUGUUCUGCGUUGGCGAUGAUGUGAACAUCGAGAAAGCCAACAAUUCCUUGAUCAGCAAUGAUCGCAGCUGGAAGAAGAGCAAGUUCCGCUUGACCUACACGGCUGAGGCCCCGGCCCUCACAGAAGCAUUAUACAGUAUUCACAAGAAGAAGGUGUAUGGAGCCAAGAUGCUAGAAUCUCAAAAUCUACAAAGUCCCAAAUCCAAUCGCUCUACCAUAUUUGUACGGCUCCACACAAACAACCACGACAGCCUGAGCUACCAGCCUGGCGACCAUCUGGGCAUUUUCCCUGGCAACCACGAGGACCUGGUGACGGCUCUCAUAGAGAAACUGGAGGACGCUCCACCUGUCAAUCAAAUUGUCAAGGUGGAGUUCCUGGAGGAGAGAAACACUGCCUUAGGUGUGAUCAGUAAUUGGACAGACGAGACUCGGAUCCCGCCAUGCACCAUCUACCAGGCCUUCCAGUACUUCUUGGACAUCACCACCCCACCGAGCCCUGUGCUGCUGCAGCAAUUUGCCGCCCUGGCAACCAAUGACGCGCAGAAAAAGAAACUAGAGAUUCUCAGUAAGGGCUUACAGGAGUACGAGGAGUGGAAGUGGUACAAUAAUCCCACGCUUGUGGAGGUGCUGGAGGAGUUCCCUUCCAUCCAGAUGCCCUCCACUCUUCUGCUCACCCAGCUGCCACUGCUGCAGCCCCGCUACUACUCCAUCAGCUCCUCCCCAGACCUGCACCCGGGAGAGAUCCACCUCACUGUGGCUGUGGUCUCCUACCGCACCAGAGAUGGAGAGGGCCCAGUCCACCAUGGAGUGUGUUCAUCAUGGCUCAACAGAAUAGAGAAGGGCGAGAUGGUGCCGUGUUUCGUCCGAGGUGCACCAUCAUUCCAACUUCCCAAAGAUCGCAAAGCUCCAUGUAUCCUGGUGGGUCCUGGCACAGGAAUCGCCCCGUUCAGAAGCUUCUGGCAGCAGAGACUGUAUGACCUUGAGCACAAGGGGAUUGAGUCGUGCCCCAUGAUUUUGGUAUUUGGUUGCCGGCAGUCUCAGAUGGACCACAUCUACAAGGAGGAAACUAUCCAGGCCAAGAAUAAAGAAGUGUUCAAGGAGCUCUAUACGGCCUAUUCCAGAGAACCCGGCAAACCAAAGAAAUAUGUACAGGAUGUGCUGCGUGAGCAGCUGUCAGAGAUGGUGUACCAGUGCCUGAAGGAUGAGGGAGGACACAUCUACGUUUGCGGGGAUGUGACCAUGGCCGGAGAUGUUCUCAAGACUGUCCAGCAGAUCAUCAAGCUGCAGGGCAACAUGAGCCUAGAGGAUGCUGGCUUCUUCAUCAGCAAGCUUCGAGACGAGAACCGCUACCACGAGGACAUCUUCGGCGUCACCCUGCGCACUUAUGAGGUCACCAACCGACUUCGUUCAGAGUCCAUUGCCUACAUCGAGGAGAACAAAAAAGAUUCAGACGAGGUUUUCUGCUCGUAGGUCCAUGAACUGGGAGCUCUCUGACAUCAACCGAUCUGGAAGACACAGCACCGCUGGUUCAAGAAUACUGUGCCAAUUUUUGUACUGUAAAAAAAUGUUUUUUCUUUCUUUUUUAUACAACUUUUCGUUUUUGUUGGGCUCUGCAAUUUGUCUGUAGCAAGUUGGAAAUGUUUUGUUCUCUGAGAAUUUGUUUUGCUUGUUGAUGAUACUUCCAAAAAUUUUAAUCGGUCAUUUGAAUUCAUAAUGUGUGCACCCAGUGUAAUGACCUGCCUCAUUGUCAAUGCAUGAGCAAGACAAAAAUAUAGUCAAGAAAUAUAAUAUACUCUGUGUUCUUUACUGUUACAGUCAAAUGCUUUUGUUAUUAAGGGUUUAUAUUUGCAAGAAACCUCUUGGCACUUGAUAACAAACUCACAGGCCAACCCCUUUCUGAAGUGUAAACAUCAUAUACUGUAGUUUUCAAUUCCCACAAGCAGAAAAGAAUCAGCGCUGGUCAAAUUUGUGCUGCUUAUCACUAAUAUCAAAGGCUCUUAGUUUCACACAGAGUUUAAACAGCAAGUGAAAAUGCUAGACAGUGAGGGAGAUGUAAAAGAUGGACAGUCAUAGCUUGAAAAACUAAACAGGACAGACUAAUCUGGCAUGUUGAGGGAUUGUCCUUGAAUAAUGGAAAAAGCUGAUUCUGUCAAAACCUCAGCAGACACAUUAUCC